Adelges cooleyi (spruce gall adelgid) is the source of this 1371-nucleotide messenger RNA. RefSeq names its product protein B4. The record is from RefSeq and is a predicted model, not a curated record. Lineage: Eukaryota; Metazoa; Arthropoda; Insecta; Hemiptera; Adelgidae. The transcript has 5 exons. The coding region runs from base 280 to 873 and encodes 197 amino acids.
ACAAAACCUAUUCACACUCGUGCCCCGUAAACAAACAACGACGUCCACGGCCGCCGGUCUUGUCUAUCAGUCGGUUUCAUUUCGUUUGUUGGUAGAAUAUUUGCUACAUUGUGUUUUCCUACAUUUACUACCCUGUUCUCCGUAUCUGCAUCGCGUGCCAUACACUCGAAGAGUUUUUAGUGCGUACGCCCGUAGACCACGGAUUACCGCCAACAUAUUUUUUUGAAUAUCGCCCGGCAAGUUUUUUUCUAGUCGUCACCGCCGCAACACGUUAUUAUAAUGUCCGAAGUGGCUGCAGAAAACAACGUACCCGCCGCCGUCGCCGCGGAACCCGUCGUCAACAACGGCAACAUAGAAAACAACCAGGAGAGCGAAAAACGUGGACGCAAGCGAAAUGCUGGUGGAAAACGUACAAAAGCUUUGGAUAUUAUUAAUGCAGAGGCUGAGCUUAUUACAAAAGGAUUAAAUAGUUCUGAGGAAGUUGAUGGAAGGAGAACAACACGAUCUUCUACAAGAGGUUCGACUGCUGCAUCGAAGGCAAAAAGUGAUGCUCCUCCACCAAAAAAAGAAAAGAAAACCCCAACAGGAAAAGGUAAAAGAGGGAGGAAAUCUAAGGCAGUUGCAAAUGACGAAGAAGAAGAAAUAGUUUCUGCUGAAGAAAAUGGCAUUGCUGAAAAUGAUAGUGAAUCCAAAGAUGAUAAGGGCGGUAGUUCUACUGAAGAAGAAGUAGAUUCAAAAACUGAAGAAAAAGUAGUAGAAAAUGGAAAUGAAUCAACCGAUGAUGAGAAAAAGGUGGAUGAGGGCAAGGAACCUGCAUCUGAACCUGAAAAAUCUUCAGUAACGGAAGAAAAAAAAGAUUCCUCUGAAUCAUAAGCUGUAAAUCAAAAUGCUAAUGUUUUAGUGUUUAAUAAGUCUAGUGUUAAGCAAGAAAUAUAAUACUUAAAUUUAUUUUGAUAGUUACUGUCAUGACUUUGGUACAAGUUUUUUUCUUUUUUUAAUUUAGUGUCUACUCAUAUUUUUUUUUUUUAACUGGCCGUCCUGGUAUCCAGGCAUUGACUUAACUUUUGGACAAAUUUUUCUAAACAAUACUCAUUCUGGUACAAGCAUCUUCAUUUGUUUUAUCAGCAUAUAGUUGUUAUGUUACCAUUCUAUAUUGUCAGAUGUGACAAAACCACAAUUAUAAUUACCACUGUGAAACAUAUUUUGCAUCUUUUUUAAUUCAACUGUCUUGAUAAUUAUUUAAUAAAUUGUAGCUUAAAAAAUAUUAAUAGUCUUUGUAUGUUAAUAAAAGUAGUAAUAUUUAUAUUAAAUAUCUAGUAGAUAGUACUCUUAAAUACUUUUUUCUGUAACUUGUAGUAAUAAUUAUUUCCU